AUGUCUUCCCUUUGGAUGGUAUCACCAUCGUCACCGAAACCUUGGUUGCCAAGGUUCUCUUACCACCCCCUAUUAUCAACAGCCGCAAGCCACCGGUGUUCAGCUCAAAAACAGCGCAAGGCCCAUGGCGAGGAGACUAUUCUCGCGGCUGGCGCUAUACGAACUCCCCAAAAGCUAAACAGCAAUAACCUCUUUCAUAUCCCUGAAUUAGUUAAAGUCAUACACAUUGAUGACUUUGCUUCCAAACUGCACCUCUUUCAUGGAAGUUGUUCUAAUUCGAGACUCUAA
Trichoderma gamsii is the source of this 288-nucleotide messenger RNA. RefSeq lists its product as hypothetical. The transcript is spliced from 2 exons. The record is from RefSeq and is a predicted model, not a curated record. The coding region runs from base 1 to 288 and encodes 95 amino acids. Lineage: Eukaryota; Fungi; Ascomycota; Sordariomycetes; Hypocreales; Hypocreaceae.